CUGGAAGGUAUCAGCACUCAUCCAACCUAGCCAUCAUGCCCAAAGCAGCCAAAUCAGGCCGAGCGAGGUUACACGACAAGGCGGCCAAGCUCGCCAAAGUUCAAAAGGGCGGCGGGCAAGAUGCUUCUAUUCCGGACGUGAUCAAUCAAGUAAACGAGGGGAUGGCCAUCGCCUCGAACUCGGACGUCAAGGGUAAAAAACGAGCCAUCGAAUCGAAAAUCCCUUCCACCACCUCUGGUCCCUUCUCCGGCUCUGCUUCUCUAUCAUCAUCGACGAACCACCCGUACAACCUCUCGAAGUCAUCACGCAAACGGCUGAACAAGAAGACCCGCGAGAACCUCUCGUUGGGGUCAAUGGCCGGGGUACAAGAUGCUCUGGGGUCGAUCUUGAACGACGAAGCCGGUCCGGGUGAAGACGACAUGAACGAUGGUAUCGAUGGUGAGGAUAGUGACGAUGAGGAAGAGGAUGGGAUGAGCGUAGAUGGGACAGCAUUGGGCAAGAAGAAACGCAGAAAAGGGAAAAAGAACAAGAAGUCGGCCACACAGGGGGCAGACGGAGGGAGACCCAAGAUUGGGGAAGGGAGGGGGCGGACGUUGAAGGAGAAACAGAGGAAAGAACAAAUCCUCUCUUCCCGAGCCCACGUCCAGGCGGUCCUCCAAAACCCGGCGUUCAAGGCGAACCCGUUUGCCGCCAUCAGGGAACACGCGGGGAACAGUUUGAUCAUGAUUGACAAGCAGGUCAAGGCGUGAUGACGAUCGUCGUCGAGUUUGAUUGGCGUGUAUCCAGGCGGUUACUGAGACACUAGUACAUUUGAGCAUAUUGAGCGAUA
This is a messenger RNA of Filobasidium floriforme, 829 nucleotides long. RefSeq lists its product as uncharacterized. NCBI's taxonomy places the organism in Eukaryota, Fungi, Basidiomycota, Tremellomycetes, Filobasidiales, Filobasidiaceae. Gene Ontology annotation, cellular component: 90S preribosome; preribosome, small subunit precursor; nucleolus. Gene Ontology annotation, biological process: maturation of SSU-rRNA from tricistronic rRNA transcript (SSU-rRNA, 5.8S rRNA, LSU-rRNA). Bases 36 to 749 code for a protein of 237 amino acids. The transcript is spliced from 4 exons. The record is from RefSeq and is a predicted model, not a curated record.